Molecule: messenger RNA, 1752 nt
Organism: Doryrhamphus excisus (bluestripe pipefish)
Lineage: Eukaryota; Metazoa; Chordata; Actinopteri; Syngnathiformes; Syngnathidae
Source: RefSeq, a predicted model, not a curated record
UUCUCGAUCUUGUUAGUCUUUUUGAGAGGUUAAAAGAUGAUUAUUAUUAAGCGGAGCCUGUGCCUGUCAAUGGUAGUGCGGUCGAAGACAUAUUUAUUAUACAAUUAACAUUCAUGAACGGUGAUAUUUGGUUAAUUUAGAAUAAAAUACGCUGAUACAAUGAAGUAGUCUCACCUGUGACGUGGAACCCACGGAGCCCUUUGGACCUGCUGCCACUUCCAAACUAUGCUGUUUUCAAAUGAAUACUACAAUUGUGUUCUCCUUUCUAAGGUGAUGGAAUGGAAAACACAGUGAUGGACAUCAAGAAUGGAGCACAAACAAGUUUUAUCUACUGCUAUGGAGCCAUCACAGAGGUUCUUAAAUGUGGUCCUUCUCACUUGCACAAUGGACACAAAUUGCUUUUUCUUGUCAUUCCCGGGAACCCAGGGGUCGUGGGCUUCUACCGGACCUUCCUCCAAACGCUUUGCAGCAUGUUUGGCAACCGCCACCCAGUGUGGGCUGUGAGCCAUGCAGGCCACUGUGAGCCCCCAGCGUCCAUGGACAUGGUGGAAGAUGCCUCCUCAGCAGCUGACGGUGACGUGUUUGGUCUGAAUGGUCAGGUAGAACACAAACUGACCUUCCUGAGGACGUUUGUCCCAAAGGAGGUCAACCUUGUCCUCGUGGGACACUCCAUUGGCUGCUACAUCAUUUUAGAGACCAUGAAGAGAGAUCCCAGUCUCAAGGUCCUGAAGGCCGUCAUGCUUUUCCCAACCAUCGAACGCAUGGCCCUGACUCCUCAGGGAAAGGUCAUGACCCCCGUGCUGUGCCACAUGCGCUACAUGGCCUACCUGCCCAUCUUCCUGCUCUCGCUGCUGCCAGAGGGACUCAAAAGAGGUCUGGUCCAGCUGGUUCUUGGUGGUCUUGGCUCUUUGGAUCCCUGCGUUAUCCCGGCCACUGUGGGCCUACUCAGUGGAGACUGUGCAGCUAAUGCUGUGUACAUGGGGGGCCAAGAGAUGAGGAAAGUGUUGGAAAGAGAUAACCUAACCAUCAAGAAAAACCUGGAGAAGAUGACGUUGCUGUUUCAGCUUCUCUUCUACUACGGAGCAUCAGACCCAUGGUGUCCUGUACGUUACUAUGACGACAUCAAGAUGGAUUUUCCCACAGGAGAUUUCAGACUGUGUGAAAAUGGCUUCCGCCACGCCUUCGUUUUGGACGCAGGGCGAGAAGUCGCUGAAAUGGUCGCCGAAUGGAUCAAGUCAGAUGUCAGGACGUGACUUCUUGUAUUUUGGAUUCCAAAUCAUCUUGGAAGAUCUUUUGGUGAUAAGUACAUCAGUCAAUAUGACAACGUGGAAAAUGGAGAAGUACAGUUUUAUUCAUUUAGUACACAUUCCAAUAUCAUCCGGUCCAGAUUGUUGGAUGUAAUAUUAUGUCAUCGGGUCCGGAAGGUCAGGAAGCACCAAGGCCAGGUCUUGCCAUGAACUGGAGACUACAGGAGCACCAGCGGGACCUGGUUGUGACCCUAACCUUUGUCGCCCCCCUUGGUGCAUCCAACAUGAUGAUAACAAACAAUACUGAAAAGAAGUUGCCAGUCGGUACGUUUCCAUGCACUCAAACGGUCUGAUUGUACAUCCAUCCAUUUUCUACCGCUUAUCCUCACUAGUGUGCAGGGGUAGGCUGGAGCCUAUCCCAGCUGUCUUCCGGCGAGAGGCGGGGUACACCCUGGACUGGUGGCCUGCCAAUCACAGGGCACAUAUAGACAAACAACCAUUCACA